Messenger RNA from Callorhinchus milii (elephant shark), 3168 nucleotides. Its product is annotated as fibronectin type III and SPRY domain-containing protein 2. The record is from RefSeq and is a predicted model, not a curated record. NCBI's taxonomy places the organism in Eukaryota, Metazoa, Chordata, Chondrichthyes, Chimaeriformes, Callorhinchidae. The transcript is spliced from 13 exons. Gene Ontology annotation, molecular function: protein binding. The coding region runs from base 672 to 3080 and encodes 802 amino acids.
GAGCCCAUUUAAUCCCAUUUUCCAGCUGUUCUCCGAUAUCAGUUCCUUUUUCAUGGAUUCAAUCGCCACGUAUGUAGGGUAAUGAAUUCCGAACCUUAUUCCUACCCUGUUCUCAUGGGUCACGACAUCUGCCACGGGCUAUUUAUUUUCCGAUUCGCGUCUCUGAGAUUCGUAAGGGCUUGCCACUGAGGUAGCUGUAAUGUGCACUACAAUAAAUAAUAAAAAGUUUAAAUACUAUAAGGAAAACGUUUAACUAGUCUGUUUGUUGGUUCGGGUGGUGCUUGUGAAACGCUCGGAAUGGGAGGAAAGGCUGUUCUGAAGGUCAUUUUCACUGUCACCAGCUGUCACUGCGUGUUGGUGCAUCGCUAGGAACAGGAUCCAAAGCGGAGCUAAAUAUACCCCGCCGAUCCUUCUCCAAACCGGAGAAGCGAACAAGAUAGAGAGAACGAGGGAGAAAGGAGGGGGAACAAGACAGAGGAAACGAGAGAAAAUUGAAUAGAGAGAAAGAUGGUGAUAGAGUUCAGAGGUGCAUAAAACAUAAAAUCUACAAAUACAGACGACCGAAGAGUGGACUGACCUGGAAAAAGCAUCCGAAGUGUAAGUGUCUUGGGUGAUUCGCAAAGACAUUGACCUAUCUCACACGGAAAAAAACUAUUGUUUCCUUGUGAAAGAUGGAAAACACAGAGGAAGUAGAUCAACCCACCCAACAGGGGGGAAUUAGCAAAGAAAUUGAGGGUCCCAACCAACUGCUCCCAAGUGAGGUUGCCUUGACACCCGAGAAUACAUCCCAGGAUCUCAGUGCAGAAGAGAUGGUAUCAGAAGGAUUUCAGUUCUAUCACAUGGACCUAUAUGACGAGCCCAUUGAGGGAUUAGGGAUCUUCAGCCACAAUUUGGCCACAGAUAAGCAAUCAGACAGCAGAGAAAAGGCCGAGGCCAUUUCACCGUGGGUCCAAGGUGCUGAAGAGAAUUGGGAGCAGGACAAAGAACGGAAGUCACCUCCUAUCAAGGAAUACAACAUCUAUGAUGAAGAUGAGCGUUGUGAACCUUUACAGGAAGACUUUACAAGUGGUGGGAAUAGACUGGAACUCCCUAAAACUCUGGGGGGAUUUGAUCCCUUCCAGCAAAUAGUGGAUUAUUCAGAAAGCAUGAGUCAGUUCAGCGACCGGGUUUUCAGCCCACUGUCAGACCGGAGUCUGGGUGGUUUUGAGGAGUUUGAGUCUCUUAGCUUUGCAGCCAAGGAAGUAGAUGAUGAGGCUGAAACGCAGAAUGAUCUCGGUCUCCCGGAUACGACAGAAUUGGAAGAUCAAAACGUCUCAGAGGACAUCACCCCUGAUAUUUAUUGCCAGGCCUGCAAUGUCCCCAUCCCUGCAUUUGAAAAGCUAUUUGGCUCCCACAAGAACCAUGAAGUGACCACACUGGCGAGUGCAGCAGAGGAAACCAAGUCCGAGUGCCAAGGCAAUUUGAGGAAGCUGGAGCAGCAAAUUAUUCAGAUGGAGACGUUUGCUAAUCAAAUGGAAGAGAUCUUCAUCACUGUGGAAGAAAACUUUGGCAAACAAGAACAUUACGUGGAGCUGCAAUAUGAUGACCUGAUGCAGUUCCUGGUGCAACGUUAUGAGGACAGGAUUCAGAGCCUGGAGGAGCAGAAGGAACAGAAACUGGAGAAGCUGUAUGCGGAGCUGGUCCAUUCCGGGCAGCGCAUUGAUUCCUAUAAAGAACUGAUGGAAUCUACCGAGGAGGUGUGCAGGUCCGCAGGCAAUGAAGCCUUUUUGAAGGUUGGAGGUGCUACGCUGGACAGAUUGGAAGAGUUUCUCCAAGAGGACGUGAGCCUGGAACUUCCCACCACAGCAGAGUUCGAGAAAUUCCCGACAGACACGUCAGAGGUGCAGCAACUGAUAGACUCGAUCAACAGUAUGCCAGCACCCUCCCCUCCCUCAAUGUCUCCUCAGACGCCUGACACAGCCAUGACCACAGCCGUGCGUGUCUGCUGGAGCCUCUCGGCAGAUGACACAGUGGAUUAUUACCAGCUUUACUACAUACAGCUCCCUCAAGCCGGCGCUCAGCAGGAGAGCAAGGGACCAACAGAUUUAGACACAUCCCUGAAAGUGAAGGAAACGUUCUGCACCGUGAGCGACCUGCAGCCGGGCACGCUGUACGAAUUUUGGGUCACAGCCACAAACGGCAGCGGCACCAGCGGGGCAAGCGACAGAGCCGUGUACACCACAGUUGCUGUGCCGCCCGCCAUCAAGAGCAGGGAGUGUACCUGGUGUCAGGAUGCAGCGUCCAUCCAGUGGGAACCGGCGGCUGGCAGCUCCGUCCAGUCUUACACGGUGGAAUUCUGCCAAGUGUGCUGUGGCUGCGACUGGACCGAAUCCAUCACAGAGUCGAUGGUGGGCAUCACGUCAUGUAAAGCAGUGAUACAACUGGAACCAUUACAGAGUUACCUCAUCUACGUCAGGGCAGUGAACAAAGGCGGCUCCAGUCAUAGGAGCCAACCCAUCACUAUAAAAGCUGCGGGGACCUGCCUUUACCUGAAUGAGAGCACUGCUCACCCAUCCCUCUCUAUUCUGGAUGAUGGCUUGACGAUCGUUUACAAUGAGGAGGAGGAAGCGAUAUUGACUGAAGUUCUGAAAUACGAAGAUAGGUUUACAAGAUGCCUCGCUGUGCUGGGGGAGCUAACUCCUGUCCGAGGGAAACAUUACUGGGAGGUUGAGGUGGAAGAAACCACAGAAUAUCAGAUUGGGGUCGCUUCACCAGAUACACCUCGAGACGGCUAUCUCGGCACAAACAUCACAUCAUGGUGCAUGAGACACAUCUUUACUCCGUCCAGGAGGAAGUUUGUGUUUCUGCACAGCGGUGUGGCAGCAGACCUGCGGAUCACAGUCCCCCCCAGAAGAAUCGGGGUGCUGCUGGACUACAAAGCGGGGAAGCUUUCCUUCUUCAACACCGACAUAGCGCAGCACCUCUUCACUUUCUCAGACCCCUUUCGCAAUUUCGUCAUGCCCUGUUUCGCUUUGGAGAAACCCGGAGCUUUGAAAAUUCACCACUGCAUGCCUCUGCCCGAUUAUGCCAACUUUGCAUAAGAAUUUACUCGUAGGUUAGUUGUGAUAUCCGUUAGGAGGGGUUGAUGGUGCGCGUGUGUGCAUGUAUGUAUGUGUGUGUGGGGUGGGG